AUGGACAAUGCGGAGCCAGGUCAGAUGUAUAACUUCGAUGAGCCACCCCCGGCCAAGCUGAGUUUGGAGUUUUUCUCAAUUGAGAAAAAAAUAGGAAAAGGUCAAUUCAGUGAAGUAUUCAAGGCAAAGUGCCAAUGGACUGAGCUUGAGGUGGCUCUCAAAAAGAUUCAGGUAACUCUUUUUCAGCAUUUUUAAUACAAUUAUGGCAAAAACCAAUUCCAGGUCUUUGAAAUGGUGGAUAAGAAAGCCCGUCAGGACUGUCUCAAGGAAAUUGAUCUUCUGAAACAGUUGAAUCAUGUCAAUGUGAUCAGGUAAGUAGAAGGUAUCUCUCGCCAUGUCAUCCAUCACGUGGUCUGUUCUUUUUAUAGAUAUCACGCAUCUUUCAUUGAUAACAACCAACUGAACAUUGUACUUGAGCUGGCCAACGCUGGGGACAUGAGCCGUAUGAUUAAGGUUAAAAAAGAAUGACAUUUGGCAUUGUGAACUAUGGCUUCUUUUUCAGCACUUCAAGAAGAGCGGGCAACUAAUUCCAGAGAGGACAAUCUGGAAAUACUUUGUUCAGUUGGCCAGAGCUCUGGCUCAUAUGCACUCGAAGAGAAUCAUGCACCGAGGUGCGAACAAAACCAAUUUGAUUAUCGAUAAGCUUGAAAAAAAUAUUGCAGAUAUCAAACCCGCAAACGUUUUUAUCACUGGCAAUGGUGUUGUGAAGCUUGGAGAUUUGGGACUCGGAAGAUUUUUCUCUUCGAAGACCACGGCUGCUCAUUCGCUCGUCGGCACUCCGUACUACAUGGUAAGAUAAACAAGAAUUCUGAAAACGUCCGUUUUUCUGAAGAUUUUUCGGCAUUUCUCUGUCAGACUGUUCUGGGAAGUUUGAAAAACAACUACAAGGACUGACAUUGAGAAAUGUACACAAAUUUUGUUCCAAAGAAAAAUCGAUAGAACAAAAACUGCAAAAAAAUAAGUAAAACUAUGUUUACCAUCGUUUUUAGUCGCCUGAGAGAAUUCAAGAAUCAGGCUACAACUUCAAAUCGGACUUGUGGUCAACUGGAUGUCUUCUCUACGAAAUGGCCGCUCUUCAGUCGCCGUUUUAUGGAGACAAAAUGAACUUGUACUCGUUGUGCAAAAAGAUUGAAAACUGCGAGUAUCCCCCACUUCCAGCUGAUAUUUACUCGUCCCAAGUAUGUUUGCAAACUGACUUUUGACCCAAAAAACACUACUUUCAGUUGCGCGAUCUUGUUUCCCGCUGCAUUCUGCCGGAAGCGUCAAAACGGCCAGAAACUAAUGAGGUUCUUGAAGUAUGUGUUCUUUUUUUGUUCCAUUCUUUCGAAUGAGUUGUGGUUUUAGGUCGCUGAACACAUGAACAACUACUUUUCGCCAUCCGGAGACCGCUCAACACCACAGCAAUUUUGA
Messenger RNA from Caenorhabditis sp. 36 PRJEB53466, 1410 nucleotides. NCBI's taxonomy places the organism in Eukaryota, Metazoa, Nematoda, Chromadorea, Rhabditida, Rhabditidae. The record is from the annotation of a GenBank genome assembly.